This is a messenger RNA of Clarias gariepinus (North African catfish), 3143 nucleotides long. It is a transcript of the gene lmf2a, whose product is annotated as lipase maturation factor 2a. The record is from RefSeq and is a predicted model, not a curated record. The coding region runs from base 105 to 2294 and encodes 729 amino acids. Gene Ontology annotation, cellular component: endoplasmic reticulum membrane. Lineage: Eukaryota; Metazoa; Chordata; Actinopteri; Siluriformes; Clariidae. Gene Ontology annotation, biological process: protein maturation. The transcript is spliced from 14 exons.
GUGCGCACGCGCGUCCGCAAGUGCGCGGGGUUGUGCGUGAAGCCCGAGGUUUGAUCCGCUUCAGUCCUGCAGAGAGACAGAGAGAGAGAGAGAGAGGGAGAGUGAUGGGGGAGAACCGGUCAGCAGUGCGCAUGUUCCUGUGGAGUCUCUCCGCCGUCUACAUGUUCGCCUUCGCCUCGGUUUAUCUACAGAUUCCCGGUCUGUACGGUAACGAGGGCAUUCUGCCGGCGAGGUGGAGUCUGCGGGUGGUGGGGAAGAGCCUGUGGGAGCAGCUGAGGGACACGCCCACUCUGCUGUGGUUCGGCCCGCGGCUCGGCCUCGACACGCAGCACUGCAUGGAGCUGCUGAGUCUGAGCGGAAGCGUUCUCAGCCUGGCGGCCAUGACGGUCCCCGCCCUCAGAGACUGCAGGGUCUAUCUCGUCCUGUGGGUUCUCUACAUGUCUCUGUACCAGGUCGGCCAAGUCUUCCUGUACUUCCAGUGGGAUAAUCUGUUGUUAGAGGCGGGGUUCCUGGCGAUCCUCAUUGCCCCGAUGCGAAUGCCGUGGGGUUCCAGGUCGAACCUCUACGACGGCGUGACCUUCUGGCUCGUCCGCUGGCUGCUCUUCCGCCUAAUGUUUGCGUCUGGAGUUGUGAAACUGAACAGUCGCUGCCCCACCUGGUGGGGACUCACAGCGGUGACGUAUCACUACGAGACGCAGUGUAUCCCGACGCCCCUGGCCUGGUUUGCCCACCAGUUACCCGUCUGGUUCCAGAAGCUCAGCGUGGCCGGGACCUUCGUCAUUCAGAUCCCCGGGCCGUUCCUCUUCUUCAGUCCCGUCCGCCGACACCGGCUCCUCGCUUUCUACAUGCAGCUCUUACUACAGGUGCUGAUCAUCUUGACGGGGAAUUAUAACUUCUUUAACCUGCUGACGAUCAUGCUGUGUGUGUCGCUGCUGGAUGACAAACACAUCGAGUUCUGGCUGCGCAGACGCACGCAACACAGCGAGAGGAGCUGCCCCCUGCAGGCCGUGUUGGGGUGGGUGUGUCUGGUGGUCGAGGUGGCUGUGUACGCGCUGCUCGUCUACUGGACCGUCCUCUACUUCGACCUGAAAGUGGACUGGGAGAAGAAGAGCGUCUCCUCUCGAACAGCUUUCACACAUUAUGAGUUUCACAGCUUCCUAAAGGCCGUGACGGUGCCCAGUAUCUGGCUCGGGGUUCUGUCUCUCACCUGGGAGAUCAUCACUGCCAUGUUCAGGAUUGCGUGUGUGCGGGGUGUGUUUCGGCGUCUCUGGAGCACGGUGCAGUGGGGCGUCUUCUCUGCAGCUGCAGCCUCCAUGUUCGCCAUCAGCCUGAUCCCUUACACCUACAUCGAGUAUGAGGCUCACUCUAACCUGUGGCCUGGGUUGCGCAAGGCGUUCGACUUGACCGACCGCUAUCAGCUGGUGAACUCGUACGGUCUGUUCCGGAGGAUGACGGGUGUCGGAGGUCGUCCCGAGGUCAUCGUGGAGGGCAGCCUGGACGGCAGGACGUGGACGGAGAUCGACUUCAUGUAUAAACCGGGGAAUCUGAGUACAGCGCCCCCGGUGGUCAUGCCUCAUCAGCCCCGGCUGGACUGGCAGAUGUGGUUCGCGGCCCUCGGAUCUCACACACAGAGCCCGUGGUUCAGCAAACUGGUACAGCGCCUCCUGCAGGGCAAGAGGGACGUGAUAAAGCUGAUUCAGACGGACGAGGCUCAGUACCCGUUCAUUAAGCAGCCUCCGCUCUACAUCCGCGCUCAUCGCUACAAGUACUGGUUCACCGAGCCGAAAGAGGACGGGACGCUACCUCAGAGGUGGUGGAGGAGGAUCUAUGUGGAGGAGUUUUAUCCGCCCGUGCGUCUCGGUGACGCGCUUUUGGAGGACAUGCUGACUCAGCACGGCCUCAACGUGAAGGACAAGCCUCCCACCCGGCGUGCCUCUUCCUGGCUCUUGCGGACGUUGCAGUUUGUAGGUGAACACGUGAGAGACGUUCCUCCUCACAUCCUCCUCUGGACGCUCUUCAGUUCUGCAGCUACAGUGUGUCUGAUCAACUGUCUGCGCUCACACACACGUCCUUCGACACACACACACUCCCGAGAGCUGCAAGUGGAGGAGGAGAAUGUCAAGAAGCAAGAGGAACAGGAAGAGGAACAGGAAGAGGAACAGGAAGAGGAAGUAAAUGAGGAGGAGAACGAGAGUGAAGAAGAGGAGGAGAGGAAGAGUAGUGAUGAGAAUGAAGGAUGUAACAACGGAGAGAACAGUAUAGAGUCAGAUCGCUGUGUUAGGAAACGGAAAUGAAACACUACGUAGCGAACACGAGUACGCUACGUUAUGCUACGGUACGCUACGUCGCCUCGCACCGCUCACCUGCCUGCUUUCGGUUUAUUACAAAAAAGAAAUGUUUUCAAGGUUAAACCAGCGUUCGACAAUCCUUACACUCCUUUAUGAUGGAGCUUAAAUUUUAAUUGAUAUAAACACACACACACACGAUGCUCUCAGGAAAGUGUAUCAUGUUGUGAUUUAUCAGAGUAUCAGUGACGUCUCGUAUUUAAACACACACACACACACACUCAUCGCGCAACAUCUUAAACGGGAUUCUUUAUAAAAUUUAUUCUAGCAGGUAAUUUUUUUAAAUGUCGCUUCUCGUGUUGUGAUUUUGUCGUGAGAUUCAUCAGCUGCAUGACAAUCCAGUCGUCUCCUCUUCAUCAUCAUCAUCAUCAUCCGCCCUCACUGAGACACUUAAUUUUAUUCUCUUCCUCACAUUACUCUCUCUCUCUCUCUCUCUCUCUCUCUCUCUCUUAGUGUUCUUUCUUGCGGUUUUUUUUCCAGUUUGUUCAGACGUAGACGACUUACGUGAAGUGAAACACUUUUUGUACGUUUAUAAUAAAACACUUUUCAUCUCAGCGCUGUGAGUCCGAGUUCCGUCUCCUGGUCGCUCAGGUGCUGUUGAUUAAUUCUCUAUAACGGCGUCUCUGACAGCAGUGCAGGUUUAUGCUGAUGUGCUCCUUUGAUACGGUGUUGUUUCCAUGGUAACGGCUCAUAGACAGAGACGCCUCUUGUGAUCACUGAUAGAGUUGGCUGGUUCCCUAACAUCAGUGGGAGGAGUCUCCAGUGUCGGUGCUUUAAAUAAAAGAUGUAACACGAGAA